CUGAGCCUACCUCCUUCUUCCCCCUGCCUCGCCAGAAAUCGCCCUCCCGGACUGCCGCGGGGGUCCCCGCUCCUCAGCCCGCCAUGUCCCGGCUGCUGCCGCUGCUGAGGAGCCGGACCGCGCGCAGCCUGAGGCCCGGCCCGGCCGCCGCCGCCGCCGCCGCCGCGCCCCGCCCGCCGUCCUGGUGCUGCUGCGGGCGGGGGCUGCUGGCGCUCGCGGCCCCUGGCGGCUUCCGAGGGCUGGGCACCCACCCCAAGAAGGAGCCCAUAGAGGCGCUGAACACGGCGCAGGGCGCGCGCGACUUCAUUUACAGCCUGCACUCCACCGAGAGGAGCUGCCUGCUCAAGGAGCUGCACCGCUUCGAGUCCAUUGCCAUCGCCCAAGAAAAGUUGGAAGCUCCACCACCCACCCCAGGACAGCUGAGAUAUGUAUUCAUCCACAAUGCGAUACCUUUCAUAGGGUUUGGCUUUUUGGAUAAUGCAAUUAUGAUUGUUGCAGGAACCCAUAUUGAGAUGUCUAUUGGAAUUAUUUUGGGAAUUUCAACUAUGGCAGCUGCUGCUUUGGGAAAUCUUGUGUCAGAUUUAGCUGGACUUGGACUUGCAGGCUAUGUUGAAGCUUUGGCUUCCAGAUUAGGCCUGUCAAUUCCUGACCUUACACCAAAACAAGUGGACAUGUGGCAAACACGUGUUAGUACACAUUUUGGCAAAGCUGUUGGGGUGACUAUUGGCUGCAUUCUAGGAAUGUUUCCUUUGCUUUUCUUUGGAGGAGGUGAAGAAGAUGAAAAACUGGAAAAGAAAAAUUAACCCUCUUAGAGUAUCUAUAAAAAAAUGUAAACUAAUGUACCUCAAUUACUAAAUAUGCUGUCACAACAUUUAGGAAUUAAGACAAUAACAGUGCAUAGAUAUGGGAUCAAAUAAUUCAGCAUGUAUUAUGGAAAACACUAACUUAUUGUGGCUUGGUUUUCUUAGGACAUCUUUUUAAAAAAUGUUUAGUAUCCAUUUUGUGUAAAUUGUUGAAAUGCUUUUUCAUCAAUGGCAGUCAACAUUUUACCUUUUUCUUUUUCUUUAUAUAUCAAAAUAUCAUUUAAGUAUCAGUCAUUGACGUACUGUACUGAGUGGGGGUUUGCGUAUUUGUUACUUUAUGUGUGUGCAUGCAUGAAAGGAUCUUCUGUCUUUGCUGUUGUUCUGUAGUUACAACUCAGCCUUGAGAUUUUUGCCACAUUACUUAAGGUGUUUAAUAUAAGUUAAAGUUUUUUUUUUUUUUUACUCUAUUUGGCAACAUCAAUUUUGUACUCAUUUACAUUGAACAUUUACAGUCAUAAUUUUAGUCAUUUUUUAAACUCUUACUCAAUUCAAGAUAGACACACACUUUAAGCAUUUUAAGUAUCUAUUACUCAUUUUAAUUUUCUUAUUACCUCACUGUCUCAAGAGCCAGAGGUUUAAUCAGAAUGAAUAAUUAUGUGGUGUCUCUACUACGUAUAUUAUUUUCAGUUGAUUUUUUUAAUCUUUAAUUUCUCCAUUUUGAAUCAUAACAUGGUAGCUUCUGUUCCUAAGGGGAAGAAAAUGAUUAUUUUAGGGUCUUUUAUAAAUGGGGGUUGUGGAAUUAGGGUAAAAUAAGGGGUUUGACAUGACACUUGGAGAUUAAGAGGCUAAAAAUUUUUUUAGAGAAAAAGAAAAUGGGAACUGUCAAGAAGGCUUAUGGUAUAAGUGGUGAAGUUGAAGUUGUGUUUGGAAGGUUAAUGAGAUACAAAUUCUAUUGUUUGGGAUGGAUUUCUUUUUCUCCAAAGCAUCUUCUCAUCUGAAUUGAAUGAAUCUGAGUACUCCAUACUCACAAUCCUGAUGUCUUGUUUAGUGAAUUUUAUUUCUGGAUAACUACUUUGAGGUGAAGACUAAAUAUUUUAUAUUUUUCUUUUUUGCUAUGAAUAGUCUAGUAGUCAAAAGUUAUGUGAGGAAGAAUCUUUUUUUUUUUUGGUCUUCUUCUUUUGUGAUGUUUAAAUAACAUUCUAGGUUGAGAUUGCUUUUCAGCCUUGCAUAUCUAACAUAUAUAGUACAACUAUAUAUAUGAGUCAUAAAUUUUAAUUUUAUGAGCCCUUAAAGUUUGUUAGCAUGUGGUCUGUUACAUAUGCUAAAAAAUUACUCUUACUUGUAAGAGUAAACACAUCAUGGAGGAGAAAAACUGAAAUUAAAAUAACUGGGUCACUGAAAUUAUUUAUGUUGCUAAAUAGAUGCAAAAGAAUGAAAGCUUCUAAGAUGGCUGUAUUUAUAGUUACCUUAAAGUUUUAUUUGCACAUGUUUACUUUGACCUCUUAUUUUCAGAGGGGCUGUUUUUUCCCACAAGGCACUUUGUCAUAAAUUACCCUCUGUGCACUCCAAAAUAAUUCAGAGCUCUCCUUUAAUCAUAGAUUUUUGAGGAAAAAGAAGAAAAUAAAUCAUAUAAUAUAAAAAUAAAUAUAUGACAUUCUUAUUAUGUACAAAUAAUACAGUAGUCUCAUUUGAUCAAAUUAGAAGUAUAGAACUUGACUUCGUAAACAGAAUUGUGGUUUUUAUGUUCCACAUAGUACUACAUACACACCAAAAAGAAUUUUUUUUAUUAUUUUAGCUGGUAGGAUUAGAGUGCUUAUUUAAACAAUUUUUUUAAAUGUCUAAGUGCAUUUGUUCCUAACUUGUAUAUUGCCAGUCCUUUCUGUUUUCUAAAAACUAUUUUAUUGUGGUGCUUAAAUUUUCUUAUUAAUUAAAUCCCAUAUCCAGAAACCUUGCCUGUGAGUUAGAAAGGGCUUUGAUUAUUGGUUUUCACUUUUUGCUCUUGAAAGUAAUCCAGUCCUACAGAAGCUUUCAGUUUAGCUGAAUGUCUGCAGAAUUAUUUAAGGUGUCAAAACAUAGCAUAUAUAACCUUCAUGUUGAAAGAUAUUUUAAUUUGGGGGCAUAAUAAAUAUUUGAAUCAUUCAGAUAAUUAACUUUCAAAAAAUGGAGACCUUUUGUCCUUAACCUAAGGUACACAUCUUCUCAAGAUCUUAUUCUACAUGAGUAUUGGUGCUUGGCACAAAGUGAUUUCUGAAAAAUGGCUCCCUUUAAGAGAUAAUGACUUCAUAAAAACAUAGUUUCAUGGUACUUGUCACAAAUAACCUUAUUUCAGAUUGAAACUGGAAUCUUUUUUCUCAUAUUAGCUAUUUCUUUAUUGGAAGCACCAUAACUAUAGUUAAAUACAACAUGAGCUACUUUAGUACCGUUUGUUUGAAAUUCAUGUUGUCUCUGUAUUAUGAUUUAUUGACUUGUUGAUGCAUGUGAAUUGGGUGCAUUUUGUUGCCACUGUAUGUUAAAUGGUGACCAAUGUUUUUACAAAGGAAUUGAACAAAAAAAAUAUCUUUUAAGAAAUUUGGAAUGUGGUUUUGAUUUGAAAUUUGAUUUUCUUCCUAAUCUCUAAGAGAGUGCUCUGGUUAUUCUGUCACUAAAGGAAAUAGAAUAAAUAAAUGCAGAUUUUUUUA
This is a messenger RNA of Callorhinus ursinus (northern fur seal), 3481 nucleotides long. It is a transcript of the gene TMEM65, whose product is annotated as transmembrane protein 65. NCBI's taxonomy places the organism in Eukaryota, Metazoa, Chordata, Mammalia, Carnivora, Otariidae. Gene Ontology annotation, cellular component: mitochondrion. The record is from RefSeq and is a predicted model, not a curated record. Gene Ontology annotation, biological process: regulation of cardiac conduction; cardiac ventricle development.